Molecule: messenger RNA, 544 nt
Organism: Parasteatoda tepidariorum (common house spider)
Lineage: Eukaryota; Metazoa; Arthropoda; Arachnida; Araneae; Theridiidae
Source: RefSeq, a predicted model, not a curated record
UUCUUAUAUUUCAAUCUUUGCACAAUAAGAAAAGGAUAAAAGGAGUUUAUCUUCUGUAAUAUACAGCAGGAAUAGUUUUUUUUUAAGAAAAGAAAAAAAGUACGAGAUCAUUGUGGGAAAAGGCUUGAGAGAAGAAACAUGGCAUCCUACUUUUUGCUUUUCUCCUUCUUCUUGAGUAUCAACCUACUUAUAACAGUUUCUGCAAAAUCGGUCGUCGUCUCUGAUGUUCCUGUUGAAGCGGUCACCAAUGUUAGUCAGAAUGGCAUCUCCGAUGAGUUACUCCGUCUCCGAACCGAUAUAAUCACUUGUGAUUGUGGAUCAGGUUCCAUCGCGUGUGUUAUUAUAAACGGUAAAAAAUUGUGUGGUUGCGAACCGGGAAAAACUCAAAUAGGUGAAGCAUGCCACACACCUGUUCCCUAUGGAUGGAAAAUAGCCACGAUCAUUAUAGCUGUAAUCUUCGGUAUCACCCUUGUAGGAAUGGGUGUCUUCAUUUUUAAAAGGUAUUGACUAACAGUCGGAUUAAAAUAAUUAACGAUGAAUUUCG